This is a messenger RNA of Zonotrichia leucophrys gambelii, 843 nucleotides long. RefSeq names its product fatty acid binding protein 7 (gene FABP7). Gene Ontology annotation, molecular function: fatty acid binding. Gene Ontology annotation, biological process: fatty acid transport. The coding region runs from base 126 to 524 and encodes 132 amino acids. The transcript has 4 exons. The record is from RefSeq and is a predicted model, not a curated record. Gene Ontology annotation, cellular component: cytosol; nucleus. NCBI's taxonomy places the organism in Eukaryota, Metazoa, Chordata, Aves, Passeriformes, Passerellidae.
GCGGACCACCGCCGCUCCCCGCCUCCGGCUCCCCGCCGGGCGCCGGCUUUAAAUGCGGGGCGGCGGGGAGGCAUCGGCGCUCCUGCUAUCCCCGGCACCGCGCUUGGAACACAUAGCCGGCCGCCAUGGUCGAGGCUUUCUGCGCCACCUGGAAGUUGGUAGACAGCCACAACUUCGAUGAGUAUAUGAAGGCACUGGGAGUGGGGUUUGCAACACGGCAGGUGGGGAAUGUGACUAAACCCACUGUGAUUAUCAGCACCGAGGGGGACAAAGUAGUGAUCAGAACUCAAAGCACUUUCAAAAACACAGAAAUCAGCUUUAAACUCGGAGAGGAAUUUGAUGAAACUACCCCCGAUGACAGAAACUGCAAAUCAGUUGUGACCCUGGAUGGAGAGAAGCUAGUGCACGUACAGAAAUGGGACGGCAAAGAGACAAACUUUGUGAGAGAAAUAAAGGAUGGCAAAAUGGUAAUGACUCUUACCUUUGGUGAUGUGGUUGCUGUUCGCCACUAUGAGAAAGCAUAGAGCAUACCUGCCUUCUGUCCAGAUGUUACUUCAGCUGGAUGGAUUCAUGUCCUGUCCAUGAUUGACCGUAGCUAAAAUGCACAUUUCUGGCAUGAAAGGUUAAUAAAGUGUUUUUUGGAAUUUUUUUUUGGGGGGGAGGAUGUUUUUUAUAAAAAAAAUAGUCAUGCCAUCAAAUUGGCAUGCUUGUGUUGUAUAGUGAAACAGGUUAAACUUGGCAUUAAAUUUCUGAAACACUUGCCUUUUUUUUUUUUACAGUAAAUAUUUGAAUUGUUUUGGAAUGCAGAUAAAACAAAUUAAAAAAAUUAAAAGGUUUUUUGAA